Neohortaea acidophila is the source of this 690-nucleotide messenger RNA. Its product is annotated as putative carbonic anhydrase. The transcript is spliced from 2 exons. Gene Ontology annotation, biological process: cellular response to oxidative stress; cellular response to carbon dioxide. Gene Ontology annotation, cellular component: cytoplasm. NCBI's taxonomy places the organism in Eukaryota, Fungi, Ascomycota, Dothideomycetes, Mycosphaerellales, Teratosphaeriaceae. Gene Ontology annotation, molecular function: carbonate dehydratase activity; zinc ion binding. The coding region runs from base 1 to 690 and encodes 229 amino acids. The record is from RefSeq and is a predicted model, not a curated record.
AUGGCCGGGCAAGGAGGAGCCAUUGAGAGUUCGGACACCCUGCUAACCACGCGGAUUCUAGACAACGCUUUCCAAAGCAGCUUGGAGAGCAACAAGAAAUGGGCCGAGGAGACCAGCAAACGCGAUGCCGACUUCUUCCCCAAGUCCGCCAAAGGACAAGCGCCGCAGAUCCUCUGGCUGGGAUGCUCCGACUCGCGCAUCCCGGAAACCACCAUCCUCGGCCUGAAGCCGGGAGACGUCUUCACCCACCGCAACAUCGCCAACAUGAUUCAUCCCACCGAUCUGAGUUUGCUGAGUGUCGUGGAGUUUUCCGUCCGGCAUCUCAAAGUCAACCACGUCGUCCUCUGCGGCCACACGAGCUGCGGAGGAGUCAACGCCGCGCUCGGCAACAGCAAGAUUGAUGUCCUCGAUCUCUGGCUCGGUCCCAUGAAAGCUUUGCGAGAGCAGCAUGUCGCCGAGCUGGAGAAGUUGGAGGGGGCGGAAAAGGCGACUUACCUGAGCAAGAUCAACGUCAAGCACGGCGUUGAGCAGCUCCGACGCCUUCCCCCUGUCUUGGAAGCGAUGAGGGACCGCGGCUUGCAAGUGCACGGCUUGAUCUACGACCUCGCUACUGGGCGCCUGGAGGACCUCCAUUGCGGGGAGCAUGAGUCGGCGGGCAAGAAGAGACUUGCCGUGUUCGAGACGAAAUAG